CUUUGCUUCCUCUUGUUGACCUGGCGACUCGCUCAUUGCCAUGGGCCCGAACUGUGACCCCCUUGAUCCAGGACUGCUCCGCAAGAUCGACAGGACCGCGAAAGCUGACAAGAACAUCUUUCUCACAUCUUUCCUGCGCGAGCAGAGAGAGAACGCCAGAACCUAUGCCGCUCAAGGCCAGCUAGAAAUGAAGACCUGGAAAGAAGAUACUACGCCGUCUCAACGACAGGAUACCGCCUCCAACCUUCAUGUCCAUUCUCCCGCGAUCUCGAAACCACUCUCUCUAAUUGGCUUCGAUACGCCUGUGCUGAAGCCGCGAAACCGCCACAAGGUCCAGGAUACGCAGCGAAUUGAUAUAUCUCCAUCACGCACACCCGCAAAGAGGGCGAAGAAGACGGCAUAUGUCGUAGACCACCUUCCUUCCCCUGCAUCACAGUCAAGAUCUAAGCCUCUGGAUCGACGUCAACUUUCUCCGAAGGCGCCAAGGCGCUCGAAGGCUCCCAUGAAGUCGACAUCGAAGAAGCGGAUCGCCUGCGAUGAUCAUUCCGACGAGGACCAGGUUGCUCGUUUGGAGGAACGGAGGGAGAGAAAACGCGCUAAGCGAGCCAUCGUGAACCCAGAGAAGGCCGAGAUCGUCGUUGAGCCUGGUACCUCAUACUCGGAGGCCAAGGAGAGGAAGGGGAAGGGCAAGGCGAAGGCGAAGCGGACGAAGGGAUCGGAGAAGACUCCAGCUGCAUUCGCUCUUAUGCAUGGCUUUGUGGCUACGAACGUUGGGAAGAACCGCCUGACGAUGAAGACGCCGGUGCCCGUCGGAGUCUUCAACAAGGGGAAGGCUUCCGAGAAGACCCGGGUGAAGGACGCACCCGUCAAUAUAAGGACGAAGAAUACCUUCUCCGAAGGCCUCUUCCUGCAAGGGACCAGGAAGAAGGAACCCACGAGCAAGAAGCGACAUCGAACACCAUCCACCACUUCCUCGUCUUCUGCAACCUCUUCUUCGAGGUCUCGGGUCCGGCGGCAUCCGGAGAAUGAAUUUGUGCACGAGAAAGAGACCUUGCCGAGCCCGAUGAAAGACGAGGCAGGACGCUGUGUUUCUGAGGUCUGGGACAUCGAGUCGGAGGCCAGCGAGGAAUCGAAGAUCCGUACGCUGAUUCUCGAUACUGGUCUCCGCGGAUGGAACGUGCUCGCUUCGCCGCAGACCCCGCCGGCUGGUGGCCGAAGCAAAGGGUCGCCUACUAGCCCGCCCUUCGCAGAUGACUUUCACGUUCGCUCGAGCCCCUCGCUGCGUCCGUCGCAGUCAGCAUCACAAUGCGCUUGGAAAGGUCUGGCUCUUCGCCCAGAGGCUGCUCGCUCCGCUGUAUCGCAUUCGAAGUACUUCAAGCAGGUUAACGCUGUCGCAGACGAUGCGCCACCGACUGUGGACGACGUUGUCGGGGAGGCAGCUGACACUCCUGCGGCGUGGCAUUAUACCGAGAUGCCACCACCCCCUCGUCCUGUGCCAGCAGAGCAUAACUCAAGGCAUCGGGCACUCUGGGGGCGGGAACCUACGCCGCCUGCUGGUGCUGCGUCAUCGGAGGACCCUUCCCUUACACAUCCUCUACCGGGCGCACUAUCGAACGAGCUUAAAGAAUCUCAUGAAUCUGUGCUAGACGACGGCUCUUUCGUCACGCACAACUACUUCUCCGAGUGCUUAGCAUUCUCCGAUGGCUGUAUGGAUGAUCUUCCUGUCCAUACGAACAAUCUCUCCGGCGACUUUCUGCUUGCAGCUGAGGCGAAAUCUGGCGUUCUCAAUGGCGACGCUUUAGCUCUUGGGUGGGACAUCGGCUACGUGGCGCUGUGCGCCGAUGACGCAGAGGCCACGGCUGGAGAAGUGGACGGUCUGGAGGAUGUAGAGCAUCCGGUCGAGGACUUCAUUGGCGACGGCUUCGACUCCUUCCUCGAUAUGAACGACCUCGAUUUAGCUGACGAUCUUGGCGAAUACCCUUGCGACAAAGGCUUGGACCAAGUCGUUUCGUUCGUUGCUGGCGCUUUCGACGAUUAUACGGGCGUGCCACCACAUCACGAUCUCGUCCACUUUGAGGAUGGCUACUUCGCUGCCGAACGCUACGAAUCCAGCACAUGUGACGAAGAGGGUUGCACAGUCGAUCUGCGUACGCGCUGCGAUGGCUACUACUCUGACGUCGACUACACAGAGCGCGGCGAUGACUGGGUGGCAGCUGGAGAAUGGAGCGAUGACUCGGGCGGAUCAUUGUGGAUCGGCCAGGACCCUGAGGUGGCCAGUGAGCUGAACGAGGAUGAUCUCAGUUCCAGCCUGGCCACGCAUCUGGAUGUGCUGCACGCUUUCGCCGAAGGAAAGGCCCUCCUCAUGGGAGUUCCGAACACCUCGGAAGUGCUGAGCGUUGCACAUGGACGCGUCUCGCAGGCCGAAGCCGAUGUUGCACGCAGUCUACACGAUCACUGGACACCGUAUCGUCCGCUAUAGCGACAUUAUUUUUGGUUUGUUGUGGGCAGCUUUGCUGUCCAGUAUGUUAUGUAUGAUUGGAGAUUAGCAGUAUCUCCGUCACAAGGACACGCACGUUUACCAUC
Molecule: messenger RNA, 2583 nt
Organism: Schizophyllum commune H4-8
Lineage: Eukaryota; Fungi; Basidiomycota; Agaricomycetes; Agaricales; Schizophyllaceae
Exons: 4
Coding region: 41-2479 (812 amino acids)
Source: RefSeq, a predicted model, not a curated record